AUGAAUAUGUAUGUUGCUGCUAUUUUUAAAUCGUCAGUUAUUGAUGGUUAUUUAGAAAACUAUGAAUUACGAGAAUUGAGAAAUAAAAGACAUGUUGUCAGGAAAGAUGAUGAAAAUUCUCCAUUGUUAGAAAGUACAUUAAAUGACUUGAUGUCAAUACAAUUUGAUUCAACAGAAAUCAAUGAGCUUUCAUCAUUAAUUUCUCAAUUGCUUUUAUUAUCAAGAAAGUUGGACCAAUCUAUACCCAAGGUUCCAGUGACAGCUCAUGAGUAUUGUGAAAGGUAUACACUGAUUGGUCCAUUAUCCAUCAAGACAGCAUCUGCAGAAGUGGAAGCAGAAAAUCCUCAUAUUAAAGGAGUUCUUGAUAGAAUGUCAAACAAAAGUGUAAUAUGGAUAUAUGACAUUACUGAUAAAAUUGGUUUCAGAAGGCCGCAAGAUAUGGGGGAAAUCAAUAAUGUGGUGGUUGACCCUUUUGAAUUAUUAACUGAUGAAGACAAAGUGUUACUGAAAUGUCAUGUCAUGGCACUAAAAUCUAGCAUAAUUCCAUCAAUAUUAGCUCAUAAUAUUGUUUGA
Molecule: messenger RNA, 573 nt
Organism: Entrophospora sp. SA101
Lineage: Eukaryota; Fungi; Glomeromycota; Glomeromycetes; Entrophosporales; Entrophosporaceae
Source: the annotation of a GenBank genome assembly